Messenger RNA from Terrapene triunguis (Three-toed box turtle), 4328 nucleotides. It is a transcript of the gene EML4, whose product is annotated as EMAP like 4. Bases 259 to 3225 code for a protein of 988 amino acids. The record is from RefSeq and is a predicted model, not a curated record. Gene Ontology annotation, biological process: microtubule cytoskeleton organization. Lineage: Eukaryota; Metazoa; Chordata; Testudines; Emydidae. Gene Ontology annotation, cellular component: mitotic spindle. Gene Ontology annotation, molecular function: microtubule binding. The transcript has 24 exons.
GUGCUGGGUCGCGGAGCUGUGACUGAGCCCGGGCAGCAGCAGCGGCGGCGGCGGCGGCGAGUGAGAGCAGCAGCAGUGGGCGCUGGAGCAGCCGCGGAGCCUGGGGGAUCCCCGGGAGCCAGCGCGUGCGGCUCAUGAGCCCGGCGCGGAGCAGCAGCCGCCGCGGCUCUGCGGGUGAAUGAACCUGCCUCCCCCACCGUCUCCACGAGCGCGAGCGGCUUCGCCGGGGUCCCGGACCCCAGCUUCUCCCGACACAAAAUGGACGGUUUCGCCGGCAGUUUGGAUGAUAGCAUCUCUGCUGCAAGCACAUCUGAUGUCCAGGACCGUCUUUCAGCUCUCGAACUGAGAGUUCAGCAACAAGAAGAUGAAAUCACUGUGCUAAAAGCAGCAUUGGCUGAUGUUUUGAGACGUCUUGCUAUCUCUGAAGACCACGUGGCCUCUGUGAGAAAGUCAGCACCAAGUAAAGGUCAACCAGGCCUCCGAGAAGCUAUCUCUAUGUCCUGUAUAACCAAUGGAAGUGCAGGAAGCAGAAAAACAAGCCAUAGUUCCUCUGUAUCAGUUGCCAGAAAAGAGACCCUCUCGUCUGCUGCUAAAAGCGGUACAGAAAAAAAGGAAAAACCUCAAGGACAGAGAGAAAAAAAAGAGGAAACUCAUUCUAAUGAUCAAAAUCCACAAAUUCGAGCAUCACCUUCUCCCCAGCCCUCCUUACAGACUCUCCAAACACACAGGCAAACUCAAGAAAGCAAGAGCUCUGCUCCAGCUAAAAGCAUAAAGCGAACUUCGACCAUUGAAAAAUCACAUAGCAUGUGGGACAACUCAGAUGACAGUCGUAAUAAACUGUUGAGGGCAGCUUCAACAUCAAAACUGAUAUCAAAAGUGGCAAAAAAUGCAGAGAAACAUAAAGAUGUCAUUGUCAGCCAAGCAAAAAUGUCAACUCGUGAAAAAAACAGCCAAGAGGGAGAGUAUAUUAAGAUGUUCAUGCGGGGUCGACCAAUCACAAUGUUCAUUCCUUCUGAUGUAGAAAACUAUGAUGACAUUAGGACAGAACUGCCUCCUGAGAAGUUAAAACUGGAGUGGGUAUAUGGGUAUCGUGGAAGAGAUUGUCGAGCCAAUGUAUACCUCCUUCCUACUGGAGAAAUAGUAUACUUCAUAGCAUCAGUAGUUGUUUUAUUUAACUAUGAAGAGAGAACUCAGCGACACUACUUAGGUCAUACAGACUGUGUUAAAUGCCUUGCAGUUCAUCCAGACAAAAUUAGGAUUGCAACAGGACAGCUAGCUGGAGUGGAUAAAGAUGGAAGGUCUUUGCAGCCCCAUGUUAGAGUAUGGGACUCAGUGAGCCUGAUGACACUGCAGGUUAUUGGCCUCGGCACUUUCGAGCGUGGAGUGGGGUGUCUGGAUUUUUCAAAAGCAGAUUCAGGUUCUCAUUUGUGUGUGAUUGAUGACUCUAAUGAGCACAUGUUGACUGUAUGGGACUGGCAGAGGAAAUCAAAGGUAGCAGAGAUAAAGACUACAAAUGAAGUUGUGCUUGCUGUAGAAUUCCAUCCAACUGAUGCAAACACAAUCAUAACUUGUGGCAAAUCUCACAUCUUUUUUUGGACCUGGAGUGGCAAUUCACUAGCAAGAAAGCAAGGGAUUUUUGGGAAAUAUGAAAAACCCAAAUUUGUGCAGUGUUUGGCAUUUUUGGGGAAUGGAGAUGUGCUCACUGGAGACUCAGGUGGGAUAAUGCUUAUAUGGAGCAAAACUACAGUAGAAUCCACGCCAGGAAAAGGACCUAAAGGUGUAUAUCAAAUAAGUAGACAAAUCAAAGCUCACGAUGGCAGCGUGUUCACACUAUGUCAAAUGAGGAAUGGAAUGCUGCUAACUGGAGGUGGGAAAGACAGAAAAAUCAUUCUGUGGGAUCAUGAUCUGAACCCUGAAAGGGAAAUAGAGGUUCCUGAUCAGUACGGGACAAUCAGAGCAGUAGCAGAAGGAAAAGCAGAUCAGUUUUUAGUUGGCACUUCACGAAACUUUAUUUUGCGGGGAACAUUUAAUGAUGGUUUCCAAGUAGAGGUACAGGGUCAUACAGAUGAACUCUGGGGUCUGGCAACACAUCCCUUCAAAGAUUUGUUGUUAACAUGUGCUCAAGAUAGGCAAGUUUGUAUGUGGAACUCUGUGGACCACACACUAGAAUGGACCAGGCUGCUAGAUGAACCAGGACACUGUGCUGAUUUCCAUCCAAGUGGAACAGUGGUAGCAAUAGGAACACACUCAGGAAGGUGGUUUGUUUUGGAUGCAGAAACAAGAGACCUGGUUUCAAUACACACUGAUGGUAAUGAACAGCUUUCAGUGAUGCGCUACUCAGUAGAUGGCAUGUUACUUGCAGUAGGAUCCCAUGACAACUUCAUUUACCUCUACAUAGUGACAGAAAAUGGAAGGAAGUAUAGCAGAUAUGGAAAGUGCACUGGACAUUCCAGCUAUAUUACACACCUUGACUGGUCCCCGGACAACAAGUAUAUAAUGUCAAACUCAGGAGACUAUGAAAUACUAUACUGGGACAUUCCAAGUGGCUGUAAACUUAUCAGGAAUCGUUCGGAUUGUAAGGAUAUAGAUUGGACGACGUACACUUGUGUGCUAGGGUUUCAAGUGUUUGGAGUAUGGCCUGAAGGAUCAGAUGGGACGGAUAUAAAUGCUCUUGUCAGAUCCCAUAAUCGAAAGGUGAUAGCAGUUGCUGAUGAUUUCUGUAAGGUCCAUCUCUUUCAGUAUCCCUGCUCCAAGCCAAAGGCCCCCAGUCACAAAUACAGUGCUCACAGCAGUCAUGUGACAAAUGUCAGCUUUACACAUAACGAUGGUCACUUGAUUUCAACUGGAGGGAAAGACAUGAGUAUUAUUCAGUGGAGACUUGUGGAGAAGAUAACUUUGCCACAAAAUGACAUUGUAGUAGAAAUUGGUACAACCAAAGCACCCAUCCCUGCCAAUGAAAGUGUGGUAGAGUCCCCUGCACCUCUUUCACAAUCAUUUGAUGAAAUGGCACAAAAUGAAAGCCUAACCGACAGCUCUCUCACAUGUUUGGAGAGCAAUUUGGAGCAGACUGUGGAGGCCAAUGAAGAGCAAAGUGAGGAGCAAAGUGAAGGGAGCAGUCUGGAUCCAGGUGAGCCAAGCUACGAAGAACCAUCUAAUGAAACAAGUGAGGAGCAAAGUGAAUCCACUGUUACUGAAGACCAGCAAGAUAAUUCACCAGUGUCUUAACACUUCAAACUCAGAUGGUCUUUAUUUUCCAUUGGUGUGUGUGCUUUCAUAAAAGGGAGAGGGUUUAAAUAGGGGAGGGGGAAUAGCUGAGAUUUAUGCCCACUCCAGCUGUUGGGUUUCAGUGAGAUUUUUAGUCUGAUUUUGUUUCAAUAUGUGAACUAUCCCAAGGGCCCAGCUUGACAGUUUAUGUCAAGAACUGGUCAAAGUUAGUAGUGGGACAUGACCGUAGGUUCAUUUUUAAUUCUGAAAUUGCUGUCAGGAAGUGGCAUGAUGUAAAUACUGGAAAAAAGGUUAGUUCUAAGGAAAAGCUGAAAUAAACCACUUUAAUCAUGUGAAAGUGUUUUCUGGAAGUACUAACACCAAACAGAAGCACUGAUUAAAUACCAGCUGAAUAAUACUAUGCUGUUUUUCCAGGUGCAUAAAAAAAACUGAAAAAUUAAUUUUGUGGAGCUGUUCUUUCUUUUUUAAUGAAAAAAAAGAGGAAAAACAAGAGAAUAAUGCCAUGUUCAUGAAACUGCCUUCUUGAUCUAACACAUAUGCAAUUUUCUAACACUACUAAUUCCUAAUGGAGUGUGGACAUGCUUGCAGUCUGUCUGCCCUAGGUGCUGCUCAUUCUAAGGCAAAUCAUAUCAAGGAACAGUUUUUAUUGAUCCUUGUGUAUAGUCCUAUUUAAUCCUAGAACUUUAACCAAACAUCGGUUUGUUUAUGAAUUAUUGGCAACCUAAAAGUUGAUUAAAAUGUAAGAGGCAAUUGUGUUUUCAAAGAAUUGCUCGCCUUGAUAUUUUGAAACUCAAGAAUCUUUAUAUUGACCUUGAUGUGAACAGAAGAGAAUGCAUGACAAGAAAACAAAAGUCUGAUGGUUCUAGGGUUAAACGUAGGCUUCAAGCAGAAAUCGUUCCCUUACUACUAGGAGGAAUAUAAAUAUAGUUAAAUUGUUAAAUUGGUGCUUGGCAUUAGUAUAGUAAGAUGUUACCUUUUCCCCCCCUAUUUUGGGGUGACUUUAAGAAUCAAUAAACUGCAAAUGUUUUUUUACUGGCUCCUUUAGCAGUCAUGAUAAUAUCACAAUAAUUUAGAUAAUGUUGCGUAUUUUGAGAUUUCCUCUC